AUGUCUAUGACGCUCGGCGGAGACGCAGAGUCAGCUACCAUUCCCAUCGCGGCCCCUACAGAAACGCCGGCGUCGCGGUUCAGGAAAAUAGCGUACCUCAGCUCUGGGCUGGGUGCAAACGCAAGAGGGGAUACACAUGCGCGAGAGCGAGUGACUCCCCGAACGAAGUGGUUAGUAGUGGUUGUCCCGCCCACGACCUUUCCGCAAGAGCCAGGUCACCUCGGUCACACGCUGUCCUCGGGCCCAUCGAGUCGGUUGUCUUCCGGUCUCCUGAUGCCUUUAUUCCCAACGAUGUAUGGACAACUCUCAGCAAUCGCGAAGGAGUUCAACUUCCCUAGCACGACCGGCCUUUGCUUGUAUCUUCAUGUGACCGAGAGCGGGUUCACGUUCACUCCCCGCAUUUCGGACGAAUCCUGGCAACUCCUGUGGGGUCACUUAUUUGAGGCUCGAUCACCGGUCAGCUCGACUGCGCAGCUGCCUAUCAGCGGCAGGAUAGAAUUCGACAUCGAUCUGCGCAAGGCCCGAUGGUACGACGCGUGGAUUGCAUCUUCCCAAAGGGAUGCGUAUGAUGUUCCCAUGUCGAUGCCCGGCUCCCGCGCCCCGUCUGUUGUGCAUGCUCGGCACGACAGUAGGACGACUUUUGCUGAGGACAACAUGGUGGACGACCAGGUGGAUACUGAGUCUGUAACGCAGCGAACGAGAACCAUGCGUCAUGUCCCAAGGAAACUGUCUCUUCUGGACCGCUUUGACACCCUCUCAGCGCGUUCGGUGUCUCGGGCUCCUUCACAAGCCGAAAUAUCUCCGCCCAAGCCAGAACAUUCUGACCACCGGGCCAUUAACUCCCUCUCACCCAUUGUGCAGGAGGAAGAACCCAAGUCUGCGAAGAAUGACCUAGAGUCUCGCGUUCGGAACUGGAGGGCCAGUUCGUCUGUUGCUCCUACUCCUUUGGCUGCGACCGGUCAAUUCAGCCUGGAUCCCGUUAACAUGCCGAAUAUCGUUUCGCUAGAUUCACCCGUCGUGGAAGGCGAGUAUGAACUCAACCUUGACGACUUCACCUGGUCUAUCUCGUCUGCGGGACCGGAAGAGUUUGAAUAUGACGUCGAGUCAGUCUCGUCUGGACGUGUGCUAUCUGUGCAUAUGGACCGUAGGGCGGAAGGUUCAGUCUGCCUUACUCCUUCGGUUUGCACCUCGUACGGGCCAGAGGACUAUGAUGAUCUUUACUCUCCUGUCUCAAAUGUGGAUCGCCUACCUUCUCCCGAUCUCGGUCAGCGGAUGUUGGAGAGCGUCCCGCCUACCCCAUCAACUGCUACAAGCUGGGGUCCGGAUGACUACGCCUACGACUACCUCUACUCGCCCAUCUCCAACGUUUCGCGCCUUCCUUCGCCCGAUCUGGGACGCAGGAUGCUAUCCAGCCCUCCUCCCACUCCUUCGACCGCUACGAGCUGGGGCCCUUCGUCGUCAUACCCGCCGUCGCCCGUGGUGAGCGAAGGCUACGCCCAGUCCGUCGACAUCGGCUUGCGCAAUGACGGCUGGAGCAGGCCGAAUACGCCGUCGACGGCGACCAGCUGGGGUCCUUUCGAGUCCUACCCCCCCAGCCCCGCGACGCCGUACUACAUCCGGACGCCUGAUGCCGGCGAGCGAGCGUUCGAUCUGGAGAUGCCCGCGGAGAGGUUCUCCUUCCCGUAUUAUAACGUGUGGACACGCGCUCCCUGGAGGUUUGUCUGGCCAUAUACUCGACAACGGGAGCCGGAUAAUGAGCAGACGCUUGAGGUGUCCCCGCCUGACGUCGGUGCAGCGCCACAGAGUCCCUUCGGAUUCCCGUAUUAUAGGGCCAGGCAGUCUGAGCCUUGGAGUAUGGUUUGGCCAUACCGUAUUCAAAAGGAGGAUCGUGACCUUGCCGGUGACAAUUCGGUACGGUUGAGCGCGAAGUACCCCAGGUUUGACCUCUAUCCCGCUGUGUACCCGCAUCUCGACAUUUAUCCCCCGAUCGUGCCGGCCUACGAUGCCAGGGAAAAGGUAUCGGUCGCAAUACCCGCGCGCUAUCCCACGUUCUCGUUGUAUCCUGCAGUCUAUCCUUGCCUGGAGAUCUACCCCGGUUAUAUCAACGUCCUGGAGGGUGUCAGAACCGAGCAGCUGACGCCGAAGUAUCCCACCUUCAGCAUCUAUCCCGCUGUCUAUCCGCACUUUGAAAUCUACCCUGAGCACGUCUGUGGUACAGGAGCUGCUUCAUUGGCGGUGAGUUUGAGUCGCCGGAUCAUAUCUCGCGCUCCCAAGGACGUGGUCCCCAGUAUUUCUGCGGGGGUGUAUCCGCACCUCCAGAUCUACCCUAGUAUCCGCCCUCGGAAAGCAGGUGACAGGCAGCUAAUCUCGGUGACUCUAUUCAAGUAUCCUGUCAUGAAAAUUUAUCCUGCCUCAUACCCCCACAUGGAAAUCUACCCGGGUCAUGUCCACAGUGCCGAAGUAGAAGAGCCAAUAAUAGUCUCCCUUCCAUCUGCAUACCCGGCCCUCGAGAUCUACCGAGCGGUUUAUCCUUGGAGUUUGAUCAGCAUUUACCCUGCCCACCGUACCUACAAGGGUCAACCACUUUCGGCCAAGCAGGAGCGUACAGAGCAAUACCCGGACUUCGAUAUUUAUCCUGCUAUUCAUGACCCCUCGCGCGAUGAGGGAUACUACAAGACUCGAUCCGUUGAGCUUAAGGCGAGGUACCCGGCCUUCGAUCUCUACUCGGCAUUGUACCCCCAUUUCAAUAUCUACCCAUCAGCGAGUGGUCCCGUGUGCACUGCUAGGGCGGGUUCUGGUUCUCAGGCUUCAAAGGGAAAUUUCUUGCGCGGGAUCGAUAUGCGGCUCUCAGCUCUGUAUCCCUCCUUCAACCUCUAUCCAGCCGCUUACCCUCACUUCGAUAUCUAUCCAGCGUGUUUCGUGCUUGCCGCAGAGGCACUUGGCCCAAGUCGACUUAGUCCUCGGUAUCCGUUCAUCAGCUUAUAUCCCGCGGUUUACCCCUCCUUUGAGAUCUACCCUGGCGUCGUUUGUGACGGUGCCCUGCCCGGUGUGAUCUCUGUUAGGUUGGUUGGCAAAUAUCCGACCAUUAGGACAUAUGAGGCUAUCUAUCCUCAUCUAGACAUCUAUCCGGCGGCCUCAUGUGCCUCGAUGUCGGCAGUCAGGAUGGCGAGGAGUCGGCGGACUCAUGCCGAGUUACACGAGGAAGUGUUCUCAUCUGGCUAUGUUAUAAGAAAGCAGCCAUGGAAGACGCAUCUGCAACUGCACGAGGAAGUGCUCGCUUCGGGCGCAACAGGGCCAAGGUCUGAAUCCCCUCCACGGGGAAAUGUCAGUCCCACUGAGCCCGCUCGGCGCAGGGUCUCGUUUGCAUCUGAUACCGUCAUCGAACCCGCCCAUGCUUCUGCCCCAGCCCCGCGCAUCACUCGCUCGCGGUCUGGUACUGUGAAGCUUGAUAUUCCUCCUGUACCUCCCCUCCCCCCGCAGUUUGUAUCGAAGCCCGCUCCCUCUCCGAAACCAUCUCCAUUACGUGGUGUGCCGCGGAAUGGUCUACCAUUGCACCCCGCCCAGAAGGUCAGGCCUAUUUCCGUUGUUGUCGAUACCAUGGCGGAACACAGGAGGACGUCGUCCUCAUCUUCGCAAUCAUCAAAUGCAGAGAGUUGGGAAACGUCGCCGUCCGCGCGUGUUGCCCGGACGAAGUCUAUGAUCAUGACGGGCAUGUCUCCUGAAAGCCCUGUCGCUACACUGGACAGAUCGAACUCUUUGAAUGAUGCCAGGAGACCCAGCCGGCCACGGAAUAGCCUAGUGUCCGAGCGCAUGAAAGCCUUUGACAACUCGUCGUCAUCCUCCUCUUCUGAGCGCAGCGACCCUGACGGUACGCCCGUAAGGAUCACCCUGAACACGCUGUCUCAAUUCCCUAUGCCCCCGGCUCCGAAGGCCGUGCCCAUCCCUGAUGGCAGGAGACGUAUAUCAAAACUGGACAGAUCCAAGUAUCCGUUCGCAUGA
Gloeophyllum trabeum ATCC 11539 is the source of this 3999-nucleotide messenger RNA. RefSeq lists its product as uncharacterized. Lineage: Eukaryota; Fungi; Basidiomycota; Agaricomycetes; Gloeophyllales; Gloeophyllaceae. The record is from RefSeq and is a predicted model, not a curated record. The transcript has 14 exons. Bases 1 to 3999 code for a protein of 1332 amino acids.